Molecule: messenger RNA, 3873 nt
Organism: Sardina pilchardus (European sardine)
Lineage: Eukaryota; Metazoa; Chordata; Actinopteri; Clupeiformes; Clupeidae
Gene: irag1
Product: murine retrovirus integration site 1 homolog
Exons: 24
Coding region: 581-3133 (850 amino acids)
Source: RefSeq, a predicted model, not a curated record
GAGAGAGCGACAGAGAGAGGCAGGAAGAGAGGAAGAGAGGGAGGAGGUACAGAAGGAUACAAGGAGUCUGGAGUUUUCUACAUGGUCGCUCUGUUGAGUGUGUGUGAGUGUGAGUGUGUGUGUGUGUGUUUGGGACUUUACCGGACACCAGAGUGAGCUGCUACGCUGGACUAGGCAGCAGACAGGUGGCACACACACCUGCCCUUCUGUCCCAUUGACUGGUGCAGCACAGCCAGCAGCUGAGAGAGAGCCCAGUGAGAGUGUGUGUGAGAGUGUGUGUGAGAGUGUGUGUGUGUCAGACGGAUCUGGAGAGGGACGAAGAGGAGUUCCGAUCCACAAGAAGGAGGCGUGGCUUCACAGCAAGAAACACAAAGCAGGAUCACCAGCCUGCCGGGACCAGGCGUCAUACGACAGACAGAAGAGCCAAUCAGAACAGCCGGAUAGAGAGAGGACCCAAUCAGCAGAGCCAGACCAAAGUGGGAGGAGUCAAGAGUCACAGUGUCAGUCUUCAGUAAAGGAGGCGGAGCCGGUGCCCUUCCUCUUCCCUCGUACCCGCUCUCGCCCCCCCCAGGCCCCCGCCAUGCCCACGCUGCCCGAGGAGGACGAGGACUCGCCCGACAGCACACACAGCUCCCCCACAUCAUAUACACCUGCUCAAGGUAAAGCAGUAAAGGUUGCCGUGGCGACUCCCUCCAUUGUUCUGCCCCAGAUGGUCACCAGCGUCCAGCCCAAUCCCCGACCCGUGGAGCAGACCCGGCCCCAUAGCCCACGUCCACGCUUGGCCAGAAACUUCGCCUCCCUGGGAGUUCCUAUCACCACUGUAGACUCUGAGGGCCAUGUGCUGGACCUGCUGAAGGAUGAUCUGCCGGAGGUGUGUCUGAGUGAGGAGGAGCGCGGGAGGAACCUGCUGCUGCUGGAGGAGGCCAAGAGGGUGAGCGAGCGCUUCCUCACCAGGAGGGGGCGACGUAGCACAUGCAGCCUCAACGACUCUCCUACAGCGCUGUCUCCUAGCCCCACCCCUGGCUCCUCCCCUGUUCCAUCCAGAAGUAGCUCCACCUCCGUCCCGCCUCCGGCCCACAUCCGGCCCAACUCCAGCUCCGUCUCUGCCCCGCCUCCAUCCGCUGACAGGCUAGAGCCCAACCUCCCCACCCCACUUCCCACCCAGCGUCAGGAGGUUCCCCUCUGUACGGGACCAGAACGAGGCAGACAAGGUGGACACCGAGGGACACUCUCCCCUCGCCACGCCCCGUCGGCCACUCUGAAGAAGGCCGCCUCUACGCCCGCCCCCCUGCCCUCCCUAAACCCCGCCUCCUCAUUGCAUAACCCCGCCCCCCUGCCCGACGAUAGCCCCGCCCCCUCCCCCGCCACAGGCGUGGCCAAACCCGUGCCCCGCCCCCCCAUGCAGCAGGCCCCGUGCACCGCCGAGAUCAAGACCAUCGGCGCCUUCCCGCCGCUCAUGCGCGCCGUCUCCUGGGAUACCGUGGGCACGCUGAGUCUCCGUGGCGACGGGCACAGUAGUCCCGCCCCCAAGGGGGAGGAUUCAGCUCUAGCUCCGCCCCUCAGCAAGACGUCGGGAUACAAGGACUUCCCUGUUCCACCCGUCAACCUGCAGAAGCUCUCCAAACUCAGAGAGGAACACAAGCUGAUACGGAACAACAGCAUCUCCUCCACCAAGCUCCCUGAACUGUCUGAGACUGCAGAGCAGGAGAGAGGCCCCUCCCCUUGCCCCCCUGACUCCGCCCAGGAGGAGAAGACUGACGUGCUGCCCAGCAUCUCUGAUGUCAUGCUGCGCAAGCUCAAGCUGCACAGGGGACUACCGGGCUGCGCGCCACCUCUCUCAGAGAAGGAGGUUGAGAAUGCGUUUGUGCAGUUGUCUCUGGCGUACCGUAACGACGGCUACACACUGGAGACGCGGCUGAAGCAGGCGGAGAGGGAGCGCAACCUGACGGAGGAGAACACGGAGAAGGAGCUGGAGGAGUUCAAGGGAUCACUCAAGGGCACAGCGUGUCUAUGGCAGAGUGUGGAGCAGAGGGAGUCCUACCAGCGCCUCCUGGAGACCAUGGCGGUACUGCAGCGUCUGGCCAUCCGCCUGUCCAGCCGAGCAGAGAUGGUGGGAGCAGUGCGCCAGGAGAAGCGCAUGAACAAGGCCACGGAGGUGAUGAUGCAGUACGUGGAGAACCUGAAGAGAACCUACGAGAAGGACCAUGCGGAACUCAUGGAGUUCAAGAAGCUAGCCAAUCAGAACUCCAAUCGCUGCUACGGAGGUUCCAUGGACACUGGAGAUGAUGGAAUCCCUCGACCCUCCCGCUCCAUGUCCCUCACCAUGGGGAAGGCGAUGCCCCGCAGGAGAGUCAGUGUUGCCGUGGUUCCUAAAUUCAACCUCCUCAACAUCCCAGGCCAGGCCCCGGGCCAGAUCGCAGGCCAGUUGCCAGGGCAACCACCUGUUCAGCUACCUGGGCAGGCACCUGGCGUCAGCUGCGGCCCCACUUUGGUACAAGCGCCCAACCCUGCACUCCCAGUGCUGUGUGAAGCCACAGUGAGGACGGCUCCUCCCAGUGAUGCAACACUACACCCUGCACCAGAGAGUGGGAAACAGAGCCAAUGUGACGCCGCAGCUCCUGCCAAGAGCAUGGAGGAGAUCCGCUCGGAACUGAAGGCCAAGAUAGAGGAGGAGGCCUACAAAAAAGGGUUUGAGGAGGGUCUGAAGAGGCUGAAAGAGUUGAAGGAGGAAGAGGAGGAGAAGACUGACGCCACUAAUAAGGAGAAGAAGGAAGAAAAGGAGGACCAGAAGGAGGAGAAGGAGGAGAAGAGUGAGGAGCUGGAGGUGCCAGGAGAGAGGGAUGAGGAGGCGCACAGAGAGAAGAGAAGCAGCAGUCGGCUGUGGGAGCUGUGGAGCGUAGUGGAGCGUUCCUGUCCCAAGGUUCCCAAGGUUCUGUGGCGGAACCGUGUGAUGUGGGCGGCGCUGACGUCCCUGCUGGUUCUCCUGUUCCUCUUCAACCUCUUGGGGUUCCUUAGCAACAGCUCCGCAGCCCUCGGCGACGCCUCGUCAGAGGCAGCAGAAGCCCCGCCCUCCCAGAACAAACUGUUCGGACUCAACGUGGGGUCAAAGGGCAAGCAGCCUGCCCAAGAAUAACACACACACAUGCACGCGCGCGCACACACACACACACACAUGCACACACAUGCACACAUGCACGCGUGCGCACACACACACACACACACACACCCACACAUGCACGCGUGCGCACACACACACACACACACACACACACACACACACACACACACACACACACAACAUACACACGUGCACUCCUGCCUUCCAAAGACUACCCCUACCUACUUGAAUUCUGAGCACACACACACACACAUAUAGAUUAAGCCAGAGAUGUUUACCUGUGCUCUUUUCCACUCUAUUAGUAGGGCACUGGCCCUGAUGUGGCCCUGAUGUGGCCCUGAUGUGGCCCUGAUGUGGCCCUGAUGUGGCUGGGUCUGGUGUCUCAGGUUGUGGGGUGGAGUUUGAUUGUGAGAUAUUUAAGUUAAAGUUUGAGGUUUUUAUGACACUAGAUGUUAUUUUCUCUCUUGCUAUUCUGUUGGUGUGUAUUUAAGUUUGAGGUUUUUACGAUACUAGAAGUUAUUUUUCUUUCUCGCUAUUCUGUUGGUGUGUAUUUAAGUGCUGGUUUGUUAUCUUCUCCCUCGCUAGUCUUGGUGUGUAUUUAAGUGCUGGUGUGUAGAGGAUAUGAUGCGCCCCCUAGUGGAGCUGUGCUUGUGUGCGUGUACCACUGAUCACCCCUCACUGUGUGUGUCACCUGUGUGUCUGCAGUGCAACACCCCACUCAACCAGACCAAUAAAGUUCAUCCACCACCACUCAA